AUGCCAUUAUCGUUUUGGACAAUAAAGAGAAGUUUGCAGGAAAGUAAGGCUCAUGUAAACAUUGAAAUAUCUUCGUCUGGAAAUGAAAUUUAUCAACCAAUUAUUCCUUCCGACGAGAUUGAUUCGCGUCUAAAAUUUACCCAUGAUGAAUCGCCGAUGCGACAAAAAUCUUGUGGAAAUGUUCUCAUAUGGAGUUUUUGGGCUACUUUUAACUGUGCAAUGUUACUUGGUAGCUGUUUUCUUAUUAAAUACGCUUUUGCAGGGUAUGCACCAUACGGUUGGGUGAAGUAUGUAUUUGUAGCAUUUGUUUCAUUAGAAAUGUUUGCUAGAUUUUCGCAAAUAGGAAGAAUAUUCAAAUUAGUCCAUGGACAUAUGAGAUUCACAAUUAUAUUAUUAACUUCUUUACUUGGUAGAGAUGCGUAUUUUUUAUUUGGACGAAUCCCUUUGACAAAGGGCGAAAUAAGAAAACGAAGUGGACGAGCAGAUAUCUUAUUCAUAAUAUACUUCAUCUUUUUGGGAGUAUCACUUGGACAAUCACUUGGAAAUUCACAUGGAAAAUCACACCAGACACACAAUAAACCCAACAUUUAUGAUACUCUACUUGUGAUAGCUGUAACAGCUAUAAUAGUUGUGAUAAUAGUUGUUGUUUCUGGUGUUGGUGGAUGGGAGAAACGAACAAUAAUUCUUACGACUCUUUCAACUUUUGUGUUUGCGAUACAUGCGAUUGUGGAGCAUGCGAUUGUGGAGCAUGUGAUUGUGGAGCAUGCGAUUGUGGAGCAUGUGAUUGUGGAGGAUGCGAUUGUGGUGCAUGCGAUUGUGGUGCAUGCGAUUGCAAUUGUUAGAACGUAA
Molecule: messenger RNA, 849 nt
Organism: Ambispora leptoticha
Lineage: Eukaryota; Fungi; Glomeromycota; Glomeromycetes; Archaeosporales; Ambisporaceae
Source: the annotation of a GenBank genome assembly